UAGUAAGUGUAUAUUUAAGAAAAAAGGAAAUAAAAAACGGCAUUUAGGAGCGAUGUCCAAGAAAAGACCUGCAAAUGACUCAUCAUGGAGCGGAGGCAACACAACUUACAAGGACAAGAUGGUACAGAUGACCCAACAAGAACGAUUGAUAGAAGAAAAAAGAAAAAAGAUAAUGGAGAAAAUGCAGUCUCAGCCCCCUCAACCUGCAAUUCCCCAAAGUUCAUCGACUGUGAAGAAACCAGGUCUUCCUUCAUGGAUGAAGAAAUCUAAAGCUACAAAAGAAAUAGAAAAAGAGAAGGCUACUCCCAGUCCUGAAUUUUUUUCCAAUGAUGGAAGUUUUAUGGAGAGAUUUUUGGCAAUGCAAGCUGCAGCAGCUGGAAAAUCAAGCUCUAGUUUAGAAAAAAGUGAAAAGAAAGCAGAAAAAGGAAGUAAGCCUGACACAAAAACCAUGACUAUAAAGGACCUAAAAAAGGACUCGCAGACUGUGCAAGCAAUUUCUAGACCUGAGUCAAAAACUUACAACCAACCAAGACAAAUUGAUGAUAGAGCUUCAAAAGAUGCUGGAAAUAAACCAGGAAUCAUAGGACAAGAUAAUUCUUCAGCAAGUCAAACCUCUGCAAAUAGUCAGAAAAUGCUUCAACCUUGUCCAUUGAGGCCUCCUGCACCUCAGAAUAAUGUUAAGGGGCCAGCUCCACAGCAACAAGUGCCUACCAGUCUACAACAGGCUCCCCAUUCUCCAACUCACCAGCAGCAACAACAGCAGAUUGGGCCUCCUCAAUUUCAUGCAGGUCAACAGCAACCUCCCAUUAGGCAACCAUCUAAAUUGCAUCCUGGUGGACCUCCAACAGGACAGUUACUGCCAGGUCUGCAGAAUCCUAACUUCCAACAAAAUCCUCCUCAGACACCUCCUAAUGUAACUUUACCACCACAUUCAGUGGCUUAUUCAAAAGCUCCAACAUUGCAGGAAAAUCCUUCUUUCUUGCACCCAAAUCCAAAUACCCCAGCUCAGCAAACCAGAUUUGGAGGUCCACCUCUACCUGGACCCAACUCGGGAAUAUUUUCUCAAGGACAGCCUCCUAUGCCUCCUGGUUCACAGGCUCCCCAUUUUGGUCCCCCAAAUUCUUUUGGCGCACCUCCUCCUCCACAGUCUCAAAGACCUCCUGUUCCUGGAACAUAUGGACCUCCUCCAAAUCCUCCACCUCCACAAGGUUCAGGGAAUUUUCCUCCAUCAUCUACUUCACCACCUUCUCAGUUCAGUGGCUAUAAUCAACCACCUCCUCAUCCAAAUGCUGGCACUUUUCCACAAAAUCAACCACCUGCCCAAAAUUAUGGAGGACCUCCUCUCCCUCCACAAGUAGCACCAUUUGGCCAGCCCCAUACACAACCACCUCAAAUGAACUCUGGACCAUUUGGUAAUAUGCCUAAUUCACAAGUUCCUAAUAGAACCCCUGCUACACCAAAUUCAUUUGGGGGACCACCACCUCCUCCACAGAUGGCAAAUUUUGGAGGUCCCACCCAGUGUACACAUCAGGGUCCCCCUCCUGGACCCCCUCCACCAGGAAGCUUUCCAGGACAACCUCAGGUAUUGCCUCCCCAGUCAUCAGCUACAUUUGGUAUGCCACCAAGUGGACCUACUCCCCAAAUGACCCAUGCAGGGGGUAUGUAUGGAAUGCCUCCCCAACAGCCUGGAUCACAUUUGCCCUCUCCUGUUAAGCCUGGGGAAGAAAGAGAGGUGUAUGGAAAGUAUGGUCAAAUUGUUAUGAAGAAGGAACAGACUGCAAUCAAGCAGGAAAAUUCAUCAUUGGACUAUGAUCCAUCAAUGCCCACAGAAGGUGACUCACCAGUUAAGCUUGCCUCUGAUGAUGACAUCAAGCUAGAAAGAGACCAGAAAUCCUUACAUGUUGCUAUGCAGAUGAGAGCAAGUGGUAGCAGAGUGGAAAGAAAAAGACCAUCAGUGUUUGAUGAAACUGAUGAAGAAUUCACAUCAGUUUCUCCCCCAGAGGAUCCUGACACUGUGGUGCUGGUGGAACAGAUGGCUUCCUUUUUUGCCCAGUGCUCUCCUGACAAAGAAAAGCAGGCUCUAGAAGAUUACAGGGAUAACUCUGUCUUCUGGUUCCUGUAUGAAGAGACUAGUCAUGCACACCAAUACUUCAAAUUUAAAGUGGCAGAGCUUAAGAAGCAGAUUGGAGAUGGCAGUGAAGCUGACUCAGAGGAUGUGGAUGGUAAAUCUGCUUCUGGAUUUAAAUUGAGGAGAAAAAAGAGGAGUAGGUGGGGCCCUCAGGAUGAUCAGCAGUCAGCACUUCCAGUGGGGAUAGCCAUUUCCCAGGGUUUGGGCACUAAUGUUGUCAAGUCAAGGCCACCUCAAGUGACUUUGCAGGACUUUGCCAGGAAAAUGGUUGGCAGUGAUUCAUUGAAUGAGGAUCAGAUAAAGCAAAUUCGUCACCAGCAAGAGAUGAACAUGAUGUACGAGUUAAUUUUGGCAAAAAAGAAAGUGGAAGAAGCAGCUCUGAUGGCAGAGAUGACAUUGAUGUCCUCUGGUCCCACAAAGAAAAAUAAGUAUGAGUAUGAUUCUGAUGAGGAAACUGAAGGCGGGACGUGGGAACACAAGCAGAGAAUGUCAGAAAUGGAGGCCACAAAAGAAUGGGCAGAAGCUCUAACAGAAGCUAACAAGGGAAAACAUUUCAUUGGUGAUUUCUUGCCUCCAGAUGAAUUGGAAAGAUUCAUGGAAACAUUCAGGGCAUUAAAAGAAGGCAGAGAACCUGAUUUGACUGACUACAAAGAUUUCAAGUUGACCUGUGAAAACCUUGGGUACAAGAUGCUUCAGAAGUUAGGUUGGAAGGAAGGGGAGGGUCUGGGUGCAGAGGGUCAGGGAAUCAAGGAUCCAGUCAACAAGGGUUCAGUCUCAGUGGAUGGUAGAGGUAUUGGAAUGGAAAGACCAGCAGUCCUAGAUAAAGAUGAUGAUGAAUUUGAUGCUUACAGGAAAAGAAUGAUGCUGGCUUAUAGAUUUAGACCAAACCCUCUGAAUAAUCCAAGGAGACCUUACUAUUGAUAUGGAAGUAACAUGUUAGCUACGAAGAGAGUUUCAUUUGUUCUGUAAAUGCAGAAAUUAAUAGAAAAUAUACCUGCAAAAGCCCAGCGAGUUACCUACACACACAGUUCAGUCAUCAGUGGGGUCAGUGGAACCAUUUGGACUGGUGUUUCUACUGUUUUGAGAAAUGAUGGAACACAUUUAAGAAUUGCAUCUUAAUUAUUGACUCCAUGGUUAUGCGUACAUAAACUUUAGUUCUUUUAUCUGUGAUGGCAAACACCAGAAGAGUGAUAGUAAGGUGUCCAUCAUCUGUCAGUUUUUUUGAAAAAAAAUUACAGCUAACUUUGAUGAAGUAAGGGGGGAAGUUCAUGUCUCAGAUUAAAGUUUUUGGUUUCUACGUAUUUCUAUGCCCUAUAUUAAUCUAAGCUGCAUGGAUGAUGAUCUAUAUGUUUCACUGUACCUGUCAGGUAUCAGGUGAUGCAUUUUCAGCCAAUAUAUUCUAUAAAGUUGACCAGGUUAGAGUUUUUGAAGACAGUUUGUUUUUGGAGCAGGUUAAUGUUUUAGGAGCAAGUCACAUUCCCAGGUGACUUAAAGACUUGCUUUGGAUGCUGGAUUUGACCUUGAUUGAUGAUUGAGUAGUAUUUUAUAAUAGGUACAUACCCAAGUUACUGUAAGUCCUACCCAGAACAAACUUGUAUUGAAUAUAUAUAGGGAUGCAAAUUACGAAAUAAUUUAGGUAAAAUUUGUCAAGGUGAGCUUCAUAAUCUUUGAUUACCUAUGUUUUAAAAUGCUAUUCCUCAAACAGUUUUAAUGAUGUAAUAUAUUCUGUAUAUCAGUUUUUGAUUUCAACAAACAUUUUGGCCUUUCUCACUGAAAAAAAUUCUGUUUUUUAGAUUCUUUUAAAACCAUUCCUACAGUUUUGGUCUGAUUUCAAUUAAACUUAGUACAUACAUAGAUUACAUUAAGAUACAUAACUUGAUGGAUUGAUUUUUAGGAAACCUGAGUUGCUUAGGUGACCUGUUGCAUUCUGUUUUUGUCCAUCUUCAAGAAUGCAUGUUGUGCUUCAUCUGUCUUGCAUUAACAUUUGAAAGUUUUCAGCUUCUUUCGAACUGAAGAACCAAUUUCAAUUUUGGCAUAGAAUAUCUAUAGUGAAAGAGCACAAACAUCAUGAUUUUAUGUUCCUUGCCCCCUUGGGGCCUUAGGGGUGGGGCUAUAACCAUCAAAUUAGUCUUUAAAAAUCAUCUUCUUUACUCCUGGACAUCAUGCAGUCAAACUGUUGGCAUGAUUGUAAUAAGCAUUGAGCCCUCUACCAAAAUUCUUAAAUUCAUGGUGCCACGGUCAGGGGUUUUGGAGUAAGGAUGGGGCUGUAAUGAUCAUGUAUGAAAAUGUAUGAAUUCUUUAAAAAUAUUCUUUUCUCCCUCUGUAAAUAAAACAGAUAAAUCAUAAACAAGGUGCAAUGUUUUGAUGAUCAAAAAUGUCUCUUCCAAAAUUAUGAAAUUUGUGGCCCCAGGUUGAGGGGUUCUGCAUGAGGAAGCUUUUUUGAUUAUAUAGUGAAAGUGCAUUAGUUCCUUGAAAAUUUUAUAUUCUCCACUCCUUUGUAUGAAGUAAACAAAUCAAGUAUAUAAUUAUGAUGAGCAAGGGUGCCUCUUCUAAGUGUGUGAAUUUUAUGGCCCCUGGGUCAGUGGUACUGGUGUUAGUUUGGGGAUCUAUUGAUUAUAUAGUGAAAAUACAUUAAUUCUUUGAAAAUCUUCUCCUCUUCUUCUAGGUAUUUAGCAAAUUAACUGCAUGAUUAUGAUGAUCCAAAGUGCCUCUUUCAAAAAUAUGGCCCCAGGGUCAGGGUUUCCUUGGGAAGGGGGCUCUAUUGAUUAUGUAGUCAACGUACAUUAUUUCUAUGAAAAUCUCUGCUUCUGGGUAUUAAGCAAACAAACCAAGUGCCUAGUUAUGAUGAUCAAGAAUUUCUCUUUAAAAAUUAUGAAAUUUGUGGCCCUGUGGGAAG
This is a messenger RNA of Saccostrea echinata, 5024 nucleotides long. Its product is annotated as SURP and G-patch domain-containing protein 1-like. Gene Ontology annotation, biological process: RNA processing. Gene Ontology annotation, cellular component: nucleoplasm. The transcript has 14 exons. The record is from RefSeq and is a predicted model, not a curated record. The coding region runs from base 53 to 3049 and encodes 998 amino acids. NCBI's taxonomy places the organism in Eukaryota, Metazoa, Mollusca, Bivalvia, Ostreida, Ostreidae. Gene Ontology annotation, molecular function: RNA binding.